Messenger RNA from Symphalangus syndactylus (siamang), 6488 nucleotides. RefSeq names its product TBC1 domain family member 24 (gene TBC1D24). Lineage: Eukaryota; Metazoa; Chordata; Mammalia; Primates; Hylobatidae. The record is from RefSeq and is a predicted model, not a curated record.
ACAGAUGUGUCCUGCCUCUCUGGACAGUGACUUUCCCACAGUGUAGUGUGGGGACUGCAGUUGGCACUGUGUGGCCAGGGCUCCGGAAGCUGUUGUCCGAGGGGCAGAGAGGGGCUGGGUCCUGAAGGGUGGGGGACACCAGGGGAGGGUUUCUGGUGGAGGACGGUGACCAGGUGAAGCCCUGAGUGGGCAGGAGGCUGGGAGUGGGAGCUGAAUUGUGCUGGAGUCACAUGGAGUGUGAAUGUUGUGAUUGUCCCAGAGACACCUGGGAAGCAGCUGGAGGGAUGGGCCUGGACCUCAAAGAAGGAUUCUAGGCUCAGGAGAGGGUGGGCUCCAUUGGAGAGACAGGCACAGGCGCUGGAGGAGCAGCCGCGGAGAGGUGAGGAGAUGCCUGGCAGGAAGGCAGGCGGGAUGAGGCCCAAGGCAGCUGGGAGAUCUGGCAGCCAGUGCGGCCAGCGGCGGGAGGGCCGGAAGCCGGGUGUCCUCUGCUCUUUCCAGCCACUCGGCUCAGAAGGAAAACGGAGAAGAGGUGGAGCUGGAGUGGAGCCUCAGGCCCUGUGGUUUGCUGUAUUUGGGGCCCGCUGUCACAGCACUGGGGAGCCUUGGAGAGAGAUGGGGAGCUAGGAUCCCCAGAAGAGUGUGAGAUGGCAGACAGGUUUGCAGAAAACCCUCAGAAAGGGGGCUGGAGGAUUUAGCCACUCUGUCCUCCCCUUCCGGCAGCCCAGGGCCUCCUCCCAAGCACAGCGGCGCUAUGGACUCUCCAGGAUACAACUGCUUCGUGGACAAAGACAAGAUGGACGCUGCCAUCCAGGACCUGGGGCCCAAGGAGCUGAGCUGCACUGAACUGCAGGAACUGAAGCAGCUGGCGCGCCAGGGCUACUGGGCCCAAAGCCACGCCCUGCGGGGAAAGGUGUACCAGCGCCUGAUCCGGGACAUUCCGUGCCGCACGGUCACGCCUGACGCCAGCGUGUACAGCGACAUCGUGGGCAAGAUCGUGGGCAAGCACAGCAGCAGCUGCCUGCCGCUGCCUGAGUUCGUGGACAACACGCAGGUGCCCAGCUACUGCCUGAAUGCGCGCGGUGAGGGGGCCGUGCGCAAGAUCCUCCUGUGUAUCGCCAACCAGUUCCCCGACAUCUCCUUCUGCCCCGCCCUGCCGGCCGUGGUGGCCCUGCUGCUGCACUACAGCAUCGACGAGGCUGAGUGCUUCGAGAAGGCCUGCCGCAUCCUGGCCUGCAAUGACCCCGGCAGGAGGCUGAUCGACCAGAGCUUCCUGGCCUUUGAGUCGUCCUGCAUGACAUUUGGGGACCUGGUGAACAAGUACUGCCAGGCGGCCCACAAGCUGAUGGUGGCCGUGUCGGAGGAUGUCCUGCAGGUCUAUGCGGACUGGCAGCGCUGGCUGUUUGGGGAGCUGCCCCUCUGCUACUUCGCCCGGGUCUUUGACGUCUUCCUGGUGGAGGGCUACAAGGUGCUGUACCGCGUGGCGCUGGCCAUCCUCAAGUUCUUCCACAAAGUGCGGGCCGGGCAGCCGCUGGAGUCGGACAGCGUGAAGCAGGACAUCCGCACGUUCGUCAAAGACAUCGCCAAGACAGUGUCCCCCGAGAAGCUGCUGGAGAAAGCGUUCGCCAUCCGCCUCUUCUCCCGCAAGGAGAUCCAGCUCCUGCAGAUGGCCAAUGAGAAAGCCCUGAAGCAGAAGGGCAUCACCGUGAAGCAGAAGAGUGUGUCACUUUCUAAAAGGCAGUUUGUACACUUGGCGGUCCAUGCAGAGAACUUCCGCUCGGAGAUCGUCAGCGUGAGGGAGAUGAGAGACAUCUGGUCCUGGGUCCCUGAGCGAUUUGCCCUGUGCCAGCCCCUUCUGCUGUUCUCCUCCCUGCAGCAUGGGUACAGCCUGGCCAGGUUCUACUUCCAGUGUGAAGGACAUGAGCCUACCCUCUUGCUCAUCAAGACCACGCAGAAGGAGGUGUGUGGCGCUUACCUGUCCACAGACUGGAGCGAAAGAAAUAAGUUUGGAGGCAAACUGGGCUUCUUUGGGACCGGAGAAUGCUUUGUGUUUAGGCUGCAGCCUGAGGUGCAGCGCUACGAGUGGGUGGUGAUCAAGCACCCCGAGCUGACCAAGCCCCCACCCUUGAUGGCUGCCGAGCCCACCGCCCCACUCAGCCACUCCGCCUCCUCAGACCCUGCUGACCGCCUCUCGCCCUUCCUGGCCGCUCGCCACUUCAACCUGCCCUCCAAGACCGAAUCCAUGUUCAUGGCGGGGGGCAGUGACUGCCUCAUCGUUGGGGGAGGAGGCGGCCAGGCGCUCUACAUCGAUGGGGACCUGAACCGGGGCCGCACAAGCCACUGCGACACCUUCAACAACCAGCCCCUCUGCUCCGAGAACUUCCUCAUUGCUGCCGUGGAGGCCUGGGGCUUCCAGGACCCUGACACCCAGUGACGGCCUGUGCCACGAGCCUGAAGCUUUUGCUGGGCCUCCCUGCGUGUUCCCAUCUGAAGAGGUGGCCCCGGGAGAGGCCCUCAGGGAUCGACUCAGACCAGCAAGCUCCAUUUCCAGGGGUCUGCCCAGAGAAGCCUGGACCCAGGGGGCAUCUCAGCCCCAUUCCCUUCCAGCCCAGGCCUCCUUGAGCUCCUGUAGCGUCUGCAGCUGCCCAUUUCACUUCUUUGUCAUUGCAAUGACCUGGGGCCCAGGGUCACGCCGAAGCCCCUCUUUGUGGCAUGCUCAUCUCAGUGCAGCCCCAGCUGCUUCUCUGCACCAGGCCCUGUGCCCUCCCCUGGCCCUGGCCACACAGCACCUCCUUGGCCACCUUGCAUGGAUGCAUGUCCUCCCUCUGUCCCUCUUGUGGUGCUGUGGCUGGCCACGUGUCAGGGUUUUCUGUGAGCCUCUCACCUUACAGCCUUUGGGCCCCUGGGCCCCUGCCCUGCCUGAGCCCUGUGCUGGCCAGAUGCAGGUAGGUGCCAAGGGAGGCCUUGCCUCUGGGCACUAUAGGGGGCAGCCCGCUGCAUUGUGACCUCCCUCCAUGCCCCAUGACCUCCUUCAACUGGUCUUGAGGGUCUGGGCACCACGGAGGGGAGAAGGGAGACACAGAGGCCCAAGUGGCUAUUCUGGGACCAUGGAAGCCUGGGUCACAGAGGCAGGUACCAGCAGUCCUGCCCCCACCCCCGUCCCUGCUGGCCUCCAGCCAGUGCCACUUGGAGUCCCCUGCACCGUGCCACUGUCCAUCCCUGCACCACUGCCUGCUCCUCCCAUGGGGCUUUAGCCUCCCCUGACCAUCUGCUCACGUAGCCUCUGACUGGGCCCACAGUGGUGAGGAGGAAGGACCGGGAACCCUGUGUUGCUUUGGGCAAGCUGACAAACCCAUCUGCAACUCAGUUUCCCCAACUGUGAAACGGGGCCAGUCCCCACGCCCUGCUGUCCUCCUCACAGGACUGUUGAGAGGCUCGCAAGGGGACAGGGUGAAUCCCUCUCACGGGGAAGGGGAGAGGUAUGGCAGGGAAGUCGCCACUCAUCUCACAGCUCACCGCAGCCCUCCAGGCCCCCGCCUGAGCCCCUGAGGCCCUCGUCUGUACCGCCAGCUUUGAUGUUCAUUAAACAUGGUCUUGCUGCAUCAACUCCAAGGCUCCAAGCCGAGUCUGAUCUCUUCAGCCAGAGGGGCCUCUGGAGGCUUGGUGGGCCUACAGCCCAGCAGGUGUGGGAGGCUGCCGCUGUAGUGCCCACCCACAUUCUGUGACCGGAAUGCUGCAAGCUUCUUCCAGAGGGAGCCUCCAGGAGCAGGGAAGGCAUAUCCGUGGACCAUUUGUAGGUUUCCCUCUGCAAACUUCCUGAACUGGGUGGUGAUUUCUCUGGCCAGUUAAGUCCAGCAGGUUCUGCGUGGCUGCCCCAGGGGGCCGCACCCCGGCCUUCCAGUGAUCUGGACCAGGAAGACGGAUUGCUGCUGGGUCAUGAUUUCCACAUCAUGAGCGAAGUUCUUUGUUUUUUGUGUGCAUGCAAAAUAUUGUUUCUUUAAAUUUAAUAUAUUUUCCUAACUUUUCUACUAACCUAGAAGGUAUGUGUGAUUAUUAUCUUUUUUAUUCUUAUCACUGUACUUGUUAUUAUCUGAUAUUAGGUAUUCCCAAAUAGAACAUAAUUUAUUUUGUUAAUGUUCUCUAUUUCUUCUUGAUUAUUUAUUAGCUUUGGAUGUUAAAAAUUAGCCAAAAGUGGCUGCUCUGUCUAUGAAGUAGCCAUUCUUUGUUUAAAAAAAAAAAAAGCCAACAUUUGAUGAAAUUGCAUAAUAAAUUACCAUUUGUUUUUAGAAAUAUUCAAACAAUUAUUUUUUGAUUAUUAUUAUUAUUUUUUGAGACAGAAUCGCCCAGGCUGGAGUGCAGCGGCGUGAUCUUGGCUCACUGCAACCUCCGCCUCCCGGGUUCAAGCGAUUCUCCUGCCUCAGCCUCCUGAGUAGCUGGAAUUACAGGCAUACGCCACCACGCUCAGCUACAUUUUUUUGUAUUUUUAGUAGAGGCGGGGUUUCACCAUGUUGGUCAGGCUGGUCUUGAACUCCUGACCUCGUGAUCCACCCACCUUGGCCUCCCAAAGUGCUGGGAUUACAGGUGUGAGCCACCAUGCCUAGCCUAUUUUUUGAUUUUUUUGAAUAGACCACUUUGUGCUGAAUAAGUGUUUAACAUUUAUUUUUAAAACAACAAUUGAACCUAAUUUAAAAUAGUUUAUUAACUGAAUUCAUUAAAGCAGAUUAUAUGCCUUUGGGGCUUCAGAAAAUCAGUUUAAACAGAAGAACUUAUGAGAGUAAGUCAUUUGUACUUGAAUUUUUUCAGAGUUUUAAUGAACUAAAGUAUUUUAAUUUUUCUAUUUUUGUAAGCCGUGUACUUCAUUUUUUGAGUUUUUCAGUGGAAUUUGUUUUAAAACAUUUUGAAGAUUUCAGAGGCCUUCAUAUUUCUCUUAUCCACUUUCUGAACCCAUAAAGCCUUUGCAGUCUCCGUGAGUAGUUUAUAUUUAAUAAUUUAGUUGUGUACCUUUUUAUUUUGAAGUAAUUUUUGAUUUGCAGAAGAGUUGCAGAGAUGGUACAGGGUUUCCAUGUACCCUCACCUUCCUCCAUGUCAAUAUCAAAGCAAAGAAAUGAGCAUUGUUGCAUUGCUGUUAACUAAACCACAGGCCUAUUGAGAUUGCCCCGUUUUUGUUUUUGUUUGUUUGUUUGUUUGUUUGUUUUGAGACAGAGUCUCGUUCUGUCGCCCAGGCUGGAGUGCAGUGGCACGAUCUCGGCUCACUGCAAGCCCCGCCUCCCGGGUUCACGCCAUUCUCCUGCCUCAGCCUCCUGAGUAGCUGGGACUACAGGCGCCCGCCACCACGCCCGGCUAAUUUUUUUAUAUUUUUAGUAGAGACAGGGUUUCAUCUUGUUAGCCAGGAUGGUCUCGGUCUCCUGACCUCGUGAUCUGCCCGCCUCAGCCUCCCAAAGUGCUGGGAUUACAGGCGUGAGCCACCGCGCCCGGCCGAGAUUGCCCCGUUUUUUCCCACUGUCCAGGAAUCGAUUUGAUUUUUACAGUUAUUUACUUUGUCACAUUUUACUAAGUCCAGAAUGUCAUCAAACUCACAAAACCACUGGUCAAAAAAACCCAAAUGGCCACUCAUUAGGCAAUAUAGCACCUGCCUCAAAUUUGGGUUCAUAUGGAUUUUUUUUUUCUCCCUUUUUGUGGAGAACAUAGUCUUGCUAUGUUGCCCAGGCUAGUCUUGAACUCCCGGGCUCAAGCGAUCCUCCUGCCUCUGCCUCUCUAAGUUCUGGGAUUGCAGGCGUGAGCCACUGUGCCCAGCUCAUCUGGAUUCUUGCUGGUUUUCUUUGUCAGCCUAAAUGUCUUGUUUGCACGGAGAAAUUAUCAAAUGAAGCAGGAGUGCCAAACAAGCCUCAUAGGCACUUCACCCUACAACAUCUAUGUUAGGUAGAAAAGUAUGUGGAUUUUUUUAAAUAAUCUGGUAUAAAGAGUUUUUAAGAACUAUCUUCAUCAUCUUAGUAUCAGAUUGUGCUUGAGAAGUUAGGUACGAUGUAAUGUGACUUAUUUCUAAAAACAAAAUGCCUCCCACAGUUGCAGACUCACUCAUUUUACCACACUAUGGAAUUUGUCAACACCUUUGCUUGGGACCAAGGAAGCAAAGUCAGUGGAUACCGUGUCCUGUAGACGUGUGACCUGUGAUAAGGCACAGGCAACACGAACCAGCAAAAACAUUGGCAUUUGGUCAAAUGCUUAUGAGCUAAGGAUCGAAGGGAAAAAAUAGUUGUGUGAAUAAUUUUACCUCUUAGUUCUUAUGAAGAUUGGUUAUCGGGCUGGAAAAAUGUUUAUUGGACUGAUGCUUUGGAGCCUCUCAAUGAAUGUAAUAAAAAAAUGUGUAGUGAGCACAAAUGUAUGGAUUUGCAGCACAAUCCAACUUUGAAAAUGUGAAAAUAAGUGAGUUAGUGAUAUGUUUGGUUGGUGUUAAUUUGAGUCCUAAAUAAAAUUGAGAACUGGUAAAAGAA